AUGGUCUCCAGUCCAAUUGUGCCGAGGUCCAAGACAGAGAAAGAUAAGCAUGGUGUCACGGUUGAUGAAACUUACUACAAACAGCUUGUAGGAAGUUUGAUGUACCUAACUUCUACACGGCCUGAUCUGAUGUUAGUUACAAGUCUACUAAGCAAAUAUAUGGCAAAACCCACUGAACUUCACUUGCAAGCUGCCAAAAGAGUCCUCAGGUAUCUAAAAGGCAUAGUAGACUAUGACAUUUACUACAAGAAUGGUGGUGAUGACAAGCUAAUGGCAUUCACUGACAGUGGUUAUGCCGGAGACAUGGAGGACAGUAAGAGUACGAGCGGAUAUGGUUUUCUAAUAAGCUCAGGAGCCAUCUCAUGGAGUUCAAAGAAACAACCAAUUGUGACUCUGUUAACGAUUGAGGCAGAGUUUGUUGCAGCAGCAAACUGUGCGUGCCAAUCAAUCUGGUUGAAGAGGAUACUGAAGGAGCUCGGGCAUGAAGAGGAGGACUGUACCUGCAUCAAAUGUGACAACACGUCCACCAUCAAGCUUUCAAAGAACCCAGUGUUACAUGGACGCAACAAGCACAUAUGUGUGAGGUACCAUUUUCUUAGAGAUCUCACAAAGGAAGGUUCAAUUGCUUUAGUUCAUUGUGGAAGUACUGAACAAGUAGCUGACAUAAUGACUAAACCCCUAAAGUCUGAUACUUUUCUUAAACUUAGAAGCAUGCUGGGAAUGUGUGAAGUCAGUGAAGUAAGCUAA
Molecule: messenger RNA, 747 nt
Organism: Rosa chinensis
Lineage: Eukaryota; Viridiplantae; Streptophyta; Magnoliopsida; Rosales; Rosaceae
Product: secreted RxLR effector protein 161-like
Exons: 1
Coding region: 1-747 (248 amino acids)
Source: RefSeq, a predicted model, not a curated record